This is a messenger RNA of Neltuma alba, 447 nucleotides long. RefSeq names its product probable CCR4-associated factor 1 homolog 9. Gene Ontology annotation, molecular function: poly(A)-specific ribonuclease activity; nucleic acid binding. The transcript has a single exon. Lineage: Eukaryota; Viridiplantae; Streptophyta; Magnoliopsida; Fabales; Fabaceae. The record is from RefSeq and is a predicted model, not a curated record. Gene Ontology annotation, cellular component: CCR4-NOT complex. Bases 1 to 447 code for a protein of 148 amino acids.
AUGAAUUCAAAUCCGGAUGGAAAGCAUGUGAUCGUUCGCGAAGUUUGGGCUUCAAAUUUAGUCAGUGAAUUGUCUUUGAUUCGAGCUGCCAUGCCUACCAGCUGUUUUGCCUCCUUUGAUACUGAGUUUCCUGGAACAAUUAUUACUCCAGAUGUGGAUAAACGCUCUUACUCGAAGCUGUCUCCUCCAACUAAUUACAGUUUCAUGAAGGCCAACGUCGAUGAAUUGAAAAUCAUCCAAAUAGGUCUUACGCUCUCUGAUUCUGAUGGGAAUUUGACAAACUUUGGGACUCCAAAUGGAUACAUUUGGCAGUUCAAUUUCUCCGACUUUGAUGCUGAGCAUGAUUGCCAUAACGUUGAAUCCAUUCAGCUAUUUGAGAAGCAAGGGAUUGAUUUCGUGAAGAACAAGAGGGGAUUCCGUCGUGGGUUUUCCGGAAUUUUGUUUUAA